This is a messenger RNA of Pectinophora gossypiella (pink bollworm), 2274 nucleotides long. RefSeq lists its product as uncharacterized. The record is from RefSeq and is a predicted model, not a curated record. Bases 209 to 1219 code for a protein of 336 amino acids. NCBI's taxonomy places the organism in Eukaryota, Metazoa, Arthropoda, Insecta, Lepidoptera, Gelechiidae. The transcript is spliced from 3 exons.
UUCAACCUACAAGGCAAUUUCGCACGUGUAAAAAAUAAAAAUACAAUCGAUCACUUCCAUCGAUUUCUUUAAAACCACAAAAAAAGCGCAUCGAUAUCUCUUGUCUGAGGUCGCUGUCACAUUCUCCGCUAAACGUCAUUCUUUUUUCGUGCGAGGCAUAGUGCGCGUGUUCUAACUUAUUCAUUCAAAGAAAAAGUAAAUAAACAUCAUGCCGAAAAGAAAAGUACAAAAGAAAAUUGACCGAUACCGUGAGAAAAUAAAGAUUUUAGAAGGAGGUGAACAACGGAAACGCCUUCGGAUAAUUUAUUCCGAUUCUUCGGACGAAAAUAACUCCGAUGAUGUCUUGACGGAGUCAGUGUUUGCUGCUGUACCGUCUGCAGACCAACCCCCUUCGCAAGAAGCAGAUAUGGCACAGGAACCAGUGCCCGAACUGGAUGCUGAUUUUUUAUCAGCUUUGGGUGACGCAGCUGAGGAUACUCCUGGUUUUGGCGAAAAUAUACACCCAACUCUCGCCGAUCGAUGGCUACCAAUUUUACGCCGUGGCAUUCCUAAGGAGCCCAAAGAAAGGUUGCUGAAAGAGCAACUCAUCCCGGACAACUGCAAGUUACUAAAAGCACCCACACUCAAUCCGGAGAUAUCAGCUGCGAUAACGGAGGCAGCCAGAAACCGAGAUAAGAAGCUCGAGAAUGCCCAACAACAACUCGGCCUCGGUAUCACGGCUAUUAAUAGGGCUAUGGCGAUACUUUUUACCAGCGAUGACAAAGAAAACAAGGUGCAGGCAGUCAAGAUUUUGUCGGACGCCUGCCGAAUUUUGUGUGAUUUACAUUAUAUGGACACACAGACAAGGAUUAAGCUUAUCACACCAGCGUUGGACAAGGCCUUCCUGACCAUAGUCCAAGAUUUAGAGAGAGACGAAUCCCUCUUUGGACGCAAACUGUCCGAGAAAAUAAAGGCGUCAAAAGCUAUAGAGAAACAGGGCCUGCAAAUUAAAAAGAACGUAGUGUCUCAGAAAGCCUCUACGCCUUCUACACCUCAAUCGACGACUCGGACACGCCCCCAGGGAAACUGGUCAGCCCCCUCCCGCUAUCAGCAGUCGUCGAACAGGGGGGGGCGAGGAGGUUCUCACAGAAUUUCGGCGACGGCUCACAGGCCAGGGCCUCAGGCUGCGACGCAGGCGAAGAGCAGUCAGAGCAAGCCGCGAGCUGCUCAUCGACAGUAACCUCGGUACGUCACGCAGGAGUCGUCAGCAGCUACACGGGAAUACCCUGGCUGCAGCGAGGCUCUCCGGUACGCGUUCACUAGGAGGGGAACCCCAGAGGCUGCUUUGAACCUAAUGAUUGCUUCUUUAGCUAAGAAUACCUUAGUUCAGUACAACGUUACUUAUAAAUCGUGGUGGGAAUUUUGUAAAGAUAAUAAUCUUGACUUCUAUGAUGCUGAGGUAUCUCAUGUACUAUUGUUUCUUACAGAGCAAUUUAAUAGAGGUUUAGCAUUUGGCUCAUUGAACACACAUCGUUCAGCACUCUCCCUCCUCUUAGGAGGGGAUAUUGGUACCAACGCUAAAAUUAAUCGACUUUUAAAAGGCGUUUAUAAAUUAAAGCCGCCUAUUCCCAAAUACAAUAAAACAUGGGACCCUCAAAUUGCUUUAAACUUUAUUUCAAAUUGGUAUCCGAAUAGAAGUCUGUCUUUGGAAAAAAUUACUAAAAAGUUGGUUAUCCUAUUGGCGUUGUGCACUGCCCAUAGAGUGCAAACGCUAUCACUUAUAAAAUUGGAUAAUGUUUGUAUAAGCCCAAACGGAGUCAAGAUUAUUAUCUCAGACAUCAUUAAGACCUCAGCCCCGGGUCGUAAUCAACCUGUUUUAUUCCUUCCUUAUUAUAAUGAAAAUAAGAGUAUUUGUCCAGCCACUACUUUGGAAGACUAUUUACAGUUAACAAAAGAUCGUAGGCCCAUGAAUUGCAACAAUCUUUUGCUUACAUUCAAAAAACCCCAUAGAACCGCCUCUGCUCAAUCCAUCAGCAGAUGGAUCAAGCAGGUUUUAGCUGCAAGUGGCGUGAGCGUGUCGGAAUUUAGUGCACAUAGCACGAGACACGCGUCCACGUCCGCUGCUAGCUCAGCAGGGAUUUCCUUGGACCUCAUUCGCAAGACAGCAGGCUGGACAAAAACUUCGGAAACGUUUGCUCGAUUUUAUCAGCGCCCUAUAUGGGAAGAAGGUAGUUUUGCUAGAUCAGUUCUUUCGAAUGAUUCUACUAGUAACUUAAACAAAGAUUAGUUAAGUAC